CGAAUCACAAAGCCUUAAAGCGAGAGACAAAGAAAAGACUGUCCGUUGCCGCUUUGCGUGAAUAUCUGCCGCUAAUCGCACAAACCCCAAACGCGCGUGAAGGCUGCAUAAGCUCGAAGAGGCGAGAUUCAUCGACGAUUCCGCACCGGAGAUCUCAGAUUCGCGUCGGAGUUGGAGACCUCAGAAAAGUCCGUAGAGCGAUCGAUUCUGCUCAUUCCUCCUCUCUCUCUCUCUCUCGUCCGUGAAGUGUGAUUUCAGAGGAAGAUGAAGAAAGAUGAGAAGAAGAAGGUUUCAACGGGAAGGACCAUUUGCACCAGAUCUUCAGCGGUAGCUUCUGCGUCUACACUACUAGAAACCACUCCUUUGAGGAGGUCAACCCGGGGAACACCGUCUACGUCUACUAAGCCAAUAACUCCAGCUUCUAGUAUCAGAAGGUCUGGGAGACUCGCUUCCUCACCUGCUUCAGUUACUAAAAUUUCUGGUAGAAUUGAGAAGAAGCCCGCAGCAAGUCCCUUGGGAAGGUCUAGUAAGGGAAAGACUGUACCUUCGGAGAAGAAUCCAAAAGGGUCAUCGGAGAAGCCUGAUAGGAAUGCAAACGCUUCGUCGUUGGGUGUUGAGGAGAGUAAUGGCAAGAAGAUAGACAGAGUAGAAGAGUCGACAGAUGAGAUCAAGAAACGGAAGGAUGAAAUGACAGCUCGAAGUCUCAGGGCCUUGUGUAGAGGGCAUCUCAAGACGGGAUCUAAUGCUUCUUCGAAUGAUGAGGAACUAGUAGUGGUUGGUUGUUCUCGCCGAGUACCUGCGGAGAAUGAUGAUGCUAGAGACGAUAACAGUCCACCACAUGCGAAUUCAGGAUCAAAAGGACUGCCGGUUGGAGAUUUUAGUUUAGAGAAGGGACCUGAUUUUCCUAUGGAACUAACUAGGGAUACAGAAAAGACCGUGGUUGAUUCAUCCCCCAUGGUUGAAACUGGGGAUGACAGUGUUAUAGGUUCACCAUCUGAGGAUCCUGAACCACAAAAGCUUCGUGACAGUGAAACUAGCUUGGAAACCGGCAUAGACUUGGCUCUGAAAAGAAAAAGAGACACUGCGGAAAAUGAUGAUGCUAGAGACGUCAACAGGCCACCACAUGCGAAUUCAGGAUCAAAAGGGUUGCCGGUUGGAGAAACGGGUUUAGAGAAAGGCUCUGAUUUUCCUGUGGAAGUAACUAGGGAUAUAGAGAAGACAGUGGUUGAUUCAUCCCCCAUGGUUGAAAGUGAAGAUGGCAGUGUUAUAGGCUCGCCAUCUGAGGAUCCAGUACCACAAAAGCUUCGUGACAGUGAAACUAGAUUGGAAAUCGACAUAGACUUGGCUCUGAAAAGAAAAAGAGAUACUGUGGAAAAUGAUGAUGCUAGAGACGGCAACAGUCCACCACUUGCGAAUUCAGGAUCAAAAGGGUUGCCGGUUGGAGAAACGGGUUUAGAGAAAGGCUCUGAUUUUCCUGUGGAAGUAACUAGGGAUAUAGAGAAGACAGUGGUUGAUUCAUCCCCCAUGGUUGAAAGUGAAGAUGGCAGUGUUAUAGGUUCACCAUCUGAGAAUCCAGAACCACAAAAGCUUCGUGACAGUGAAACUAGCUUGGAAACCGACAAAGACUUGGCUCUGAAAAGAAAAAGAGACACUGCAGAAAAUGAUGAUGCUAGAGACGGUAAUAGUCCACCACAUGCGAAUUCAGGAUCAAAAGGGUUGCCGGUUGGAGAAACUGGUUUAGAGAAAGGCUCUGAUUUUCCUGUGGAAGUAACUAGGGAUAUAGAGAAGACAGUGGUUGAUUCAUCCCCCGUGGUUGAAACUGAGGAUGGCAGUGUUAUAGGUUCACCAUCUGAGAAUCCAGAACAACAAAAGCUUCGUGACAGUGAAACUAGCUUGGAAACCGAUAUAGACUUGGCUCUGAAAAGAAAAAGAGACACUUCAGAAAUUGUGAUGGAUGCAUGUACAAAUGCAGAUGACCGCAUUAUGAGUACUGAUGGGGUUAUUCCUUUUCCACCCGUGUGCACAAAUAUUAAUCAACCCGAAAGGUGCGGCACAUGUCAAAAACGGCAAAAGGUUAAUGAUAAUUUUGAAGAUCUCAGUGUUUGCUCCUGCAUUGCUCAGCCAGUUCAAGGAUCUGAUCAGGUGGCACAGGAUAUCAAGGAAUGCGGACCCGCUACAAGCAAAGACUAUGGGGAGAACAGGCAGAAGAUGCAACAAGAUAAAUCAUUUGAUCCCAAAUUGUUAUCGAUUUACACCGAGUAUUGGGUUCCAGUGCAGCUAUCAGAUGUACAGGUGGAGCAAUACUGUCGGACUCUCUUCUCCAAUUCUUCAUCUCUUUCUUCGAUGUUGAAGAAUGAUCUUGUUGGAGAAACUCUCACUUCUGUAAGGAAAACCUGUGACCACCCAUAUGUUGUGGAUGUAUCUUUGAAACAACUUCUCACCAAGAAUCUGAAGUUGCAUGAAAUCCUGGAUGUAGAAGUCAAAGCAAGCGGGAAACUUCCCCUACUUGGUGCAAUGCUUACUCAGAUAAAGGCAAAGGGUUUAAAAGCAGUUGUCUUCUACCAGGCAACACAUAGCCCUGAGGGGCUUCUGCUUGGUAAUAUUCUCGAAGAUUUUCUGAUGCAAAAAUUUGGUCAAAAUUCCUAUGAGCAUGGGGUCUGCCUCUCGAAGAAGAACGCUAUAAACAAUUUCAACAAGGAGAGUGAGUGUUUUAUUCUGCUGCUGGAAAUACGUGCCUGUAGUCAAAGCAUUAAACUCUUACGCGCUGAGUCUUUUAUACUUUUUGGAAGCAGCCUGAAUCCAUCGCAUGACGUUAAGCUCUUAGAGAAGAUAAAGGUUGAGUCGUGUUCUGAAAGAACUAAGAUAUUCCGGUUGUACUCAGUGUUUACAGUUGAAGAAAAAGCCCUGAUUCUGGCUAGGCAAAAUAAGCCUCUAGAGAACCUAAACCGUCCUCUCACACAUGCACUGCUCAUGUGGGGGGCAUCAUAUUUAUUUGAUAAGCUGGAACACUUCCAUGGGAGUGGAACCCCAGGUUCAGGAGUUCCAUUUGAACAGUCUAUUAAGGAUGCCGUGAUUCAGGAAUUCUCGUCCAUACUUUCUUCCGAUGUUGGAGAAGAAAAUGAAGGCAAGCUGUGUCUACUUUUGGAGGCCAGGCAUGCUCAGGGAAGUUACAGCACUGAUGCUACUCUAUUUGGUGAAGAACAUGUCAAGUUAUCAGAUGAAAGUCCAAAUAUGUUUUGGUCAAAGCUGUUGAGUGGAAAGAACCCUAUGUGGAAAUACUGUUCGGAUACUCCUCAAAGGAGUCGAAAAAGAGUACGGCAUCUUCAGGGCUAUGAGGAGACUACCAAAGUUGGCAAUGGCGGAAACUUAAAGAAGAAAAAGAAGGCUUCAGAUGAUGUCACAGUAGAUAACGCUGAAAGAAAAGCCUCUGGGAAGGAUCACAUGGGGCAUUUGGAGUCACCAGACGUUGCAACACUCAAGUCAUCACGUGGAUCUGCUUCUGGUACUUAUGACUCGUUGACUGGAAAUGAUGCUACUGGCUUGUAUUCUUUGGGCAGUCAUAUCUCUGGAGUCCCAGAGGAUAUGUUAGCUGGCAUUGAUUGGCGACAAAUUCCGCAUGAGUCACAGAGGAGUCUCUAUGCUGUUUUAAAGCCGAAGAUGGCAAAACUUUGUCCUUCAGAAGAUUCGGCAAGCAUAGCUGAAAAGUUUCUUGAAUAUAUUAUUGAACACCACCGUGUUUGCACAGAGCCAGCCACCAUAUUGCAGGCUUUCCAGAUAGCCUUGAGUUGGAUUGCAGCCUCGCUCGUAAAGCAAACGUGUAACCGCGAAGAAUCUUUGGUACGCGCAAAAUCGGAAUUAGGUUUCAGUUGCUCUGAAGAAGAGGUAGAUUAUAUAUAUUCUCUUUUGUGCUGCAUGAAGAGUAUAUUCCUGGGGCGCACACAAAGUUUGCAGUUGGAUUGCUUGGGUACUAAUUCUAAGCUAGCGAAGGUGAAUGAAAGUCUCUCAGGGGAUAUAGUGCGUCAGGAACGGAGUAACACAAAAUCGAUGCGUAGCUCAGUAACAAAAGAUGUCGAAAAGACUAUUAGCGACAUCAAAAAUAAAUGCAGUAAGAAACUGCAGGAGCUUGUACAAAUCCACGAGGAAAAAAAGGUGGAUCUGAUGAAUAGGAGUGCUGACAAGGAGCAGGAACUUCAAAAUGGGAAAAAGCUGGAAGUAUUAUAUAUUCGUGUCACUUGUUCAGGGUUAAGUUCGCAGAGCUUACUAGAUAAUCUUCAACGGGUGGAAGAUGAUUUUGAAAGAAAGAAUGAUGAUCUCAAAAUAGAGAUGAAUGACUGCCUCAAAAAACUAGAGGGAAUGCACGAGGCUGAAAAGAAGAAGUUGGCUGAGGAUGAAGCCUACUGGAUUAGUCGGAUAGAGAACUGGGCACAGGCACAAGCUGAAUUAAUAGAUUGCGCUCCCAUUCAAAGUGGAAACAACAAGCAUCUUAGUGGAUUACGCUCAUCGAACACUUCCAAAAAUACUCCUGAUGUACAAACUUGCAAUGAUGCCAGCGGUGAAGCUACUUAUGCUGAUACAAGUUCCAUGGUUGCCAAGAAAAACCAAUUGCCAGAAGCAGAAAGCACAUUAAGAACCAUGUCAGGUGGCAGCACUCAACAAGUUCAUGAUAUUGUGGCUUCAAGAAAUGACAAGGCGUUGGAUAUCUCGCCCUUGUCUCAUGAACAGCCUACGGACAAUGUGGCUACAAAGAGCCAGCCCAAUGAGCUCGCUUCUCUUAGUGCGCCUGAGAUUUUGAUUCCAGCUGGCUGUCAAGAGGAAUCUGGGGUCUUGAACGUGCAGUCGUCAGACUAUCCGAAUUGCGUCAGAGUUACAUCAGCGACACCAAAUGAAGAUGUACCCUCAAGGGUGGCAGAGAUAUCCCAGUCUGUUGCAAAUCUUGCAAAGUCUGCCUCUCUUGAGUCUUGGUUGAAUAGAGAGGAGGCUUUGGUUUCAAUAGAAAAUGAUAAAACUAUUCGUUCGGGCUCUGAUACUGAUAACAUUUUUGACCACCAGUAUGAGGAAGCUUGUUCUCUUUACAAGGAGAUUCCUGACGAGUUGGUGUCGCGUAUACCUCACCCUGCGCCUGUGCUAAAGACUAGGGAUUCUGCUGAAUCUCAUCAGGGUGAUGACGAGAUAUGUCCUGUGCCUUCUUCACCGACUGGACAGCAACCUGACCCAGCAGAAAAAAAUCAGGGCAAGAAUGUUGAAGCAUCAAUCGAGUCUCAGCUAGCUGUUUCAGAAUCAGUAGAGACUGGCGGUUUUGCUGCAUUCGAGCAGGGUGAUCAAGUUGCAUGUCCGUUGCCAUCUUCACCGACGGGAAACCAGCCUGACUCAGGCGCAAACGUUGAGAGCCAAAAUAUCAGCACUUCAGAAGAGCCACACAAUGCUGGUCCAGGUGUAGUAGAGACUGGUGUCACCGCAGUAUCAGACCAGGAAAUAAUGGGUGCUCAGGAUCUAUGCUCUCUGCCAACUCCACUGAUUGGAACUCAGGCUGACCUAGCAACUAACACUGAGGGCCAAAAUAUUAUAACAGUGGCUCAGCUUCAUACAGCUGGAUCAGAUGCCGUAGAAACUAGUCGGGAUGCAUCUCCAUUACCAGUUUCUUCGCCUGGAAAUCAAUCUGAGGCAGCAGUUAGCACUGAGGGCUUAAAUAACAACACAACAAUGGCUGCGCCUCGCACAACUGGAUCAGAUGCAUGUGUAAUGGGAGUAGCAGUACCUGAUGCCCAAGUAGAACAAUCAACCUUUGCAAAUAACGUUGAACCCCUUGUCCAUGAAGUUGUUACGGAGCCUUCAGCAGGUGUAACAGCUCCUGUUCCAUCACAUCUUAACAGUGGUACGGGGCAGAAUGCCACUCCACCUGUUCCUCAAAUACCUUUCCCUGUGUUCAGUGACCCAUUUCAGCAUGAACUGGAGAGGCUGCGGAGAGAAUCAGAGAACACAAAGAAGACUUAUGAAGAAAAGAGAUCAGUUUUAAAAGCUGAAUUCGACAGGAAGAUGGCUGAACUGCAAGCUGAGUAUCAAAGAAAGUUUCAUGAGGUAGAAGCUGAGCAUACAGCGAAAGCGACAAAGCUACAGACGAGCAAGAAUUUUGUUAUAAUGAACAAGCUGUUGACGAAUGCGUUCUUGUCUAAAUGUGCGAGCAGAAUGGAAUCUCAUCCGUCCGCAGCUCCAAGGGGUAGAAUUCAGCAGCUAGCACAGAGAGCAGUACAAAUGAGCGCACUGAGGAAUUAUUAUACAGCUUCGGCUCCUGCUCCUCUGCAGCCUCAUGCAUCUUCAGUUUCUCGCUCACCAUACCUUCCUCCGAGUUCCACGCACUGCCCAAUGCCUCAGCCAAGACAGCCUCUCAUCUCUAACCCAGCUCCAUCUUUUUCAGCUUCUCCUGCAAGUGCAACUAAUGUAGCUGUCAAUGGAAGACUAGUUUCUCCUGUACUGCCUUUAAACUCAUAUAGGUCAUCAUCCUCUUCAGUUCCCAUCCCCAUGACAACUACUCCAACCUCAUCAGCUGUUCAUCAAGCUUUAACAUAUUCCUCUUCAGUUCCCAUCCCCAUGACAACUACUACAACCUCAUCAGUUGUUCCUGAAGCUUUAACAUAUUCCUCUUCAGUUCCCAUCCCCACUACUCCAACCUCGUCAGUUGUUCCUCAAGCUUUAACGUAUUCAAGUGCGUUAACUCAGCAGCAAGAACAGCAACAGCAACAGAACAUGGGAAGUGGAUCGCAGAGGAGCGGUGAUGUGGUCUGUCUCUCUGAUGAUGAGUGAUGUAAUCUUGUGAUGUUUAGCGUAUAAUAAUGAUUGAUUUAGAGUUGUUUAACCUAAUAUUAUAUGUAUAAUUAGUAGGAUUUCCUAUAACUUAAACUUAUGGAAUCAAAUUCAGUGAGGGACACGGUUCCCCACGGUUUUCUUGAA
Molecule: messenger RNA, 6945 nt
Organism: Brassica napus (rape)
Lineage: Eukaryota; Viridiplantae; Streptophyta; Magnoliopsida; Brassicales; Brassicaceae
Product: helicase protein MOM1
Exons: 15
Coding region: 265-6798 (2177 amino acids)
Biological process (GO): heterochromatin formation
Source: RefSeq, a predicted model, not a curated record